CACCACUUCUCUUCUCUAUGACCCUCAACCUACCUCAAAAUGGAAACGGGCCCUUUGAUCCCCGCCUCUCAAGCAUCCCAUCUCCUCUCAUCGUUCACAACCUUCCUAACACUAACCCUCCACACCCUCCUCUACCAUCGCGCUCUCUACCCCAAAACUACCUUUCUAACGGCUCGAGCCCUGAAUCUCCCCGUCCAUCAAUCUCGUCAUCCCGGCCUCUGCACAUGGAUAAACGACGCUGUAGCUUCAGUAGCAGCACAGCUACGCAAAGGCACAGUACGCCGUAUAGCCAUUGCGAUGCAUGCUGCCAAGACCUUUGAUGUGCUGGAGAGAUGGGUCUUUGAUGUUGAUCUGUUUCCUGCUGGGUGGGGUGAUAGAGAAGAGGCGACCUACAAUCCUGCGUUGGUAGAGGGUGACGAUGAUGGUGUGGUGAAUUGGGCCGAUGUUAAUGAGGCGCUGAGAGGUGCCCUGACGAGAAUAGCACAGAAGGCUGAGAUGAUGCCUGAUUUACCUCACGGGAGCACUUUUACUGUUGCCGUUGAGUUACGUGAUGAUGCAAAUGCACCUAUAGGUCAUCCUCAACAUUGGAUACCAUCUCAGCCAAAUCUUCAACCACCAAACGACACCUCAUUAAAGCAGGGCUCCUCUCUUGGCGGCCAAAGUACAAUAGCGAUUCGGUCUGUCCAAGCCGGUCCUUUAUUCUUUAACUGCUGGAUCGAACAAAGCGAACCCACAACCUCAUAAAAUUCACAUGCAUGAUACCCAGCUUUUGAACAGAUAGAUUAUCGUCAUCAUGACUCUUCACAACCUCUAAUUCAUAUUGUAUAAACAUGACAUCAAUCCGUUAUUGAUUGUCCCGGUCACCCAUUUCCAGACCUGUACCAGCCCGUGCCAUGCGACCCUGAUCCUCCCCCCUAUUCCGACAAAGCCCAGAACCCGCCGCGUUAUGUACAGCCCGGCCGUGGAAACAUGACAAAUACCU
Fusarium verticillioides 7600 is the source of this 982-nucleotide messenger RNA. Its product is annotated as mitotic spindle assembly checkpoint protein MAD2. Bases 40 to 744 code for a protein of 234 amino acids. Gene Ontology annotation, cellular component: zeta DNA polymerase complex. NCBI's taxonomy places the organism in Eukaryota, Fungi, Ascomycota, Sordariomycetes, Hypocreales, Nectriaceae. The transcript is spliced from 2 exons. The record is from RefSeq and is a predicted model, not a curated record.